Acanthosepion pharaonis is the source of this 1545-nucleotide messenger RNA. The record is from the annotation of a GenBank genome assembly. Lineage: Eukaryota; Metazoa; Mollusca; Cephalopoda; Sepiida; Sepiidae.
AUGUACUUAUCUAUGUCAAAGAAGAACGAACCCUUAUGCUUUUACUUACUAUUGGAUAAUUAUGUAGUUAUUAAAUUACAUCACAAGACAUUUGUCUAUCGGACUGUCUAUUCUUCUUUGUCAGAGUGUCCCUCCCUAUCUAUCUAUCUAUCUAUCUAUCUAUCUAUCUAUCUAUCUAUCUUAUUGAAAUGUGUGUCUGUUUUUAAGGUAACUGGUAUUGUCCGAAUUAAGGUAACCAGUUCAUUAUCUAUCUAUCUAUCUAUCUUAUUGAAAUGUGUGUCUGUUAUUAGGGUGACUGGUAUUGUCCGAAUUAAGGCAACCAGUUCAUUAUCUAUCUAUCUAUCUAUCUAUCUAUCUAUCUAUCUUAUUGAAAUGUGUGUCUGUAACCAGUUCAUUAUCUAUCUAUCUAUCUAUCUAUCUAUCUUAUUGAAAUGCGUGUCUGUUUUUAGGGUGACUGGUAUUGUCCGAAUUAAGGCAACCAGUUCAUUAUCUAUCUAUCUAUCUAUCUUAUUGAAAUGCACAAGUUCAUUAUCUAUCUAUCUAUCUAUCUAUGGUUCUAUCCCAACACCCUCCAGACCAACUGUUUAUGUAACAAAUAACCCCAGCAUUAAAACAGCCAUUAAAUACCAAAGCCGCUUGACGCGCCUGAUUUACCCUCCGAUCGUGCCGACAACCCGUUAUCGUUACACGCUUACUUUUCAAUUAUUCCCCCCCCCUCUUUUUUUUCCUUUUUUUCCGCUUGUUUCGUCUCACGAAUUAAUAUUACCAUUAUCUAUCUAUCUAUCUAUCUAUCUAUCUCUUGGUAUAUAUGCAUUUUCUAUCUAUCUAUCUAUCUCUUGGUAUAUAUGCAUUUUCUAUCUAUCUAUCUAUCUCUUGGUAUAUAUGCAUUUUCUAUCUAUCUAUCUCUUGGUAUAUAUGCAUUUUCUAUCUAUCUAUCUAUCUCUUUAUUGGUAUAUAUGCAUUUUCUAUCUAUCUAUCUAUCUCUUGGUAUAUAUGCAUUUUCUAUCUAUCUAUCUAUCUCUUGCGACCUACAUUGUCAUCUAUCAGCCAAUUCAUAUCUAUCUAUCUAUCUAUCUAUCUAUCUAUCUAUCUAUCUCUUUUUUCUUUUUCCGCUUGUUUCGUCUCUCGAAGUUUCAGCCCAUUUUCAAUUCAGUUUUCUUUUCUUCUUUGAAAUUAUUUCUGUUUUAUUUUUCCUUUUAUUUGUUCUACAAUUCUACUCUUGUUUCCUUUACACUUUUCCUUUCUUCGUUUCCAAUUCGUUUGCUCUCAAUUUCAUUUUUCUUUCCCUCCCAUCAUCUUUAUUUUAAUAUUUCCUCUCUUGCUGACAAGAAACUUAAUAUUUCUAUCCUUUUCUUAUACUUUCUAAAAUUCUUUUUUUUUGUUGUUGUUGUUUUCUGUCUUUUUUUCUCGUUUUACUUUUCUUUCGUCUUUCCUUUCUUAUUUUUCCUGUUUGAUUCUCGCAGCUUUUUCAUUUUUUUUUUUUUCAUUUUUCCUUUACAUUUCUUCGGGUUUUCUUAUACUUCAUUGUUCUUUCUUUUAAUUUGA